AUGGCGAUAUCCGAGCUGCAACUAUCACCCUUCGGGACACGAGCCCGUUUCGUGGUGCUGAUGAUAGUAUUGUUAUGUCUAUCGUGUAUAUGGUCCAACAUCCUGACGUUCAAUUUUGCCGUCAUCUGCCAUGAUCGCACCAAUCAGACGGGGACCGUCAGCUUUACCAGCACCGAGCAAAAGUACUCGAUCUCUAUCGUGGCUGUCGCUGCAAUGCUGGCCAAUUUCCCGAUUCUCUCCCUCAUCAACAAACACGGAAUUCGCACGAUAUUCGGGGUGGCUGGACUGGCAUCAGCUAUCGCCACACUGUGCAUACCGCUGGCAAUUCGGACGAAUUUCUACCUGUUCCUCGGCCUCCGCUUCAUCCAGGGCCUCGCCUUCGCCUGCAAUAUGCCGGUUAUCGGGGCGUUUUGCUCGCGGUGGACAUACUAUAAACAGAAUGGUCUCUUCGUCGCCGUUCUCGUCGCGUACCUCCAAAUCGCCCCCGCCUUCACGAAUCCCGUAUCCGGCGCACUUUGCCAGGCCUAUGGGCGCCGAUCGAUCUUCUACUUCCAAGGCGCCGUCAGUCUGAUCGUGUUCUGCGUUUUUGGCCUCUUCUACCGUAACAACCCGAGGAAACAUCCGUUCGUCAAUGAUAUCGAAAAGGACAAGAUUGAGAUUGGGAAGCCGACCGCUGUUGACAAGAAAGAGCUCCAAAAGGUCCCCUACGCGGCAAUCCUAAAGACCCCAGCCAUCUGGGCCGUCUGGGUGGCCUCUAUCGGAAAUUUCACGGUGAUCAACCUCAUCUUCCUCUACUCGCCGAUAUAUUUGAGCAAAGUUCUCGGCUACUCGAUUAGCCACACCGGAUUCACGGCCGCGUUGGCCCCUUUGGCGCAGGCUUGCAUGAAGAUUUUUAUUGGCCAGCUGAGCGACAAGAUCAAGUUCAUCUCGGAGGUGUGGAAGUUGAGGAUGUUCAAUUCGAUCGCCUUCUUCGGGUGUUUCACCCUGUUGUGUCUAUUAUCAUUCACUGAUCCCAACACUCAAGUCGCUAAUAUGAAGCUCUCACUUCUGCUAUUCGGUGCGGCCGGCGGAAUUGUUGGCGCUAACACUGGAGGCUUUUUCCGAGCUGGACCCGUCCUCAGCCGACAGUACAGCCACUUUGUGACGGGAAACAUCUCGCUUGGAAUCACGAUCACAAUGUUCUUGGUGCCAUUCGUCGUGGGGCCCCUGACCCCGGGAAAUACCCCCGAGGAGUGGCGUGUUGUUUUCAUGACGCUUGGAGGGGUUAUGGCGAUCUGCAACGUCAUUUUCUGCAUUUUUGUCCGCGGCGAGCCCUGUGAAUGGACAAAGGCCGAUACCAUCGCCCCGAAUGCGGUGCAGCCCAUGCAAACGGUCGAGGCCCGCAAAUUC
Messenger RNA from Mesorhabditis spiculigera, 1389 nucleotides. The record is from the annotation of a GenBank genome assembly. Lineage: Eukaryota; Metazoa; Nematoda; Chromadorea; Rhabditida; Rhabditidae.